Molecule: messenger RNA, 17503 nt
Organism: Manduca sexta (tobacco hornworm)
Lineage: Eukaryota; Metazoa; Arthropoda; Insecta; Lepidoptera; Sphingidae
Gene: HERC2
Product: probable E3 ubiquitin-protein ligase HERC2
Biological process (GO): protein ubiquitination
Molecular function (GO): ubiquitin-protein transferase activity; metal ion binding
Source: RefSeq, a predicted model, not a curated record
AACACAUUUUUUUGACUUGAGAGUUGAGCUGAUUGAUUUGUCGAUUUGUAUUUGUGAUUUGCCGAUGAAUUAUUUUUAAAUGUUUUUUUGGCGCUAUUUCGAAAUGAAUAUUCGUGAACAGCUUUGUGAUUUGGUUUUAAGCUAGGACAAAGAAUCCGUAUUUUUUACAAUGCAUUUUUAGGUGUGUAGAAAGGGCCGGUUGCGAAAAUGUCUGUCCCUGACGAUCCGGAGGAUUUCAUAUUUCGUCCGCAACAACACUUGGACGCUAAGUGGUUAAAUCCUGACUUGCAAGAAGCACUUCAGAAUCCAGAUGUUCUGUGUAGUUUAUUCAACAGCCUAUUACAGGACAGAGAAAUAUAUUUUGACUUGUCAACUGGCCUCGUGAAUGGUGCAGGUGUAACAGCGAAACUUGGCGACAGUGGAAAAUAUUAUUGUGGACUCCGGAUAUUAACAUGUACUUGUUGUGAUGGGUUGUGUGGCCCACAUUCUGGAUGUGCAUGUGUUCCCUGCACCGCACUCUCGUUGGAAGAGGAGCACCGUAUUGCAAUUCAGUCCAAGUUGGUCACCCCACCACCGUCUCUUCAUGUGGUUGAUGAUCUAAAAUGGAAGCAAGAUCCUGGACCAGAAUGUCUUCAAAGCCUUAUGGAAUCUCUGAUUUGGGAGCAGCGGGUACGAGCUAUUAAUACAGCUGUCAGCUGUCCAUUUAUAUCUCAAAUACGCCGUUUAAUACUGUUGUGCAACAGACACCUUGUAGCAGUUAUAAGAGAUCAAAGUCAAAAUAAAGAAGUUAAGAGAGUACGAUUGGAGAAAAAGCCACCACAUGGAGUUAGUAAUAGAGCUCUUAGUAAUGUUGUGAGUGCACUGAAUAAUUCUGUAGAUAUAAACACUGAAAGCCAAGAAGAUACUGAGGAGCAUAAUGACGAUUCUGAAAGUGCUCUCGGAUUAGCUCGCGUGGGUGCUCGAGCCGCUCUCCGUUUGGCUCUCUCAUUAGUCCGUAGAGCAUGGCGCUGUGGUGAAGACGCAGAUGUAUGCUCAGCUUUACUCAAAGAUGCGUUAGACGCCGUCCGUGCGUUGCCCGAUGCCGCACUUGCCGGCGCAGGCGGAGUUGCUGCACAAGCACCGCGGUCACAGAAAAUAUGGGCCGAGGUUGUCGACAGCGCUGCCAAGUUCUUGCAUCAAGUUGUGGUUGGUGAAGUGGGGUGCAACGUGCCGCUAGGUGACUGGCGAACGUCGCUGUGCGUGUGGGUGGAGCUGUGCGCGCGGCGAGCGGAGCUGCCGGCGCUGUUGAAGGCGGCUGACGUGCUCGUCACGCUGCCGCCCAAGCAGAAACGACAACCAGACAACAGGAUAACAUUAGAAGAAUGUACAGCACCAUUGGGUCCAUUUUUAAAACGGAUGGCCAAAGUGGCAGCCCCUUCGCCGAUAAUCAACAACGAACCCGCAGUUGAAGACAAUCCCACUGAAGUUUAUCUCAAAGAACUGAAUAUUCCUAGCGGCGAUGGAUUGAUGAGCGUGAGAAAAGCUGGUAUAGCGUUACUCUGCCAUUUGGACCGGCUCGGCGCGCCUCUCUUGCCUCCCUUGAAAGGUUUUGUUACAUGCACGGAAUCAGCUCAAGAAGUAGUUUCAAUCGGCACCGGUUCUAUAUCAUUGGGGACACUCAGAGUUCAGCAGAUCUCUUGCGCUGAAAAGUUGGCUUUACUCUUGACACACGAUGGCGUGGUCUACACACUGCCCUACGACACCAUGACGCCGCAAAUCGUUCCUGGUCUAGAGAACAAGACAAUAAUCCAAGUAUCGUGUCACCCGGCGGGGCGGCACUUCUUGUGCUGUUCGUCGUGCGGCGGCGUGUGGGCGUGGGGCGCGGGCGACGACGGCCGCCUCGGGCACGGCGACACCGCGCACCGAGAGGCGCCCGCCGCUAUACACCACCUCGCGCACCACGAGGUGCAGAGAGUGUUCGCGGGGGCCGCCAGCAGUGCGGUAAUAACGUCCCGAGGUGCUCUGUACACAUGGGGUCGCGGCACUCACGGCCGACUUGGCCACGGCACCAUCGAGAACUGCCUCACGCCUCAGCCGGUCUCUUUCAACGCACAUAACAUUGAACGAAUCAUUGAUAUUGCUUUGGGAUGGGGUGAAAGUCAGACACUUUGUUGUACGUGGGAAGGUGCAGUGCAAGUGUUUGGCGAUACAGAAGGCGGCGCGCCUCGAACUCUAACAUCACUCUCUGUGCUGCGAGUAACGCGGGUUUAUACCGGCGAACAUUUCCAUGCGGUACUUACGGAUGGUGGACAAGUGUAUACCUGGGGUAAUGGAGAUGGCUAUCGUCUCGGCCACGGCAACUUGGAGAGUUUGAAAGUACCGAAACAAAUAGAAGCUUUUCAAGGUGUAAAAAUCGUCGAUGUGUCACUUGGCGCAUCGCACGGUCUAGCGUUGGCUGCGGACGGUACGUUGUACGCGUGGGGGACGCACGAGCGUGCGCAAAUACUGAGACCCGUGCCGCAACCCGUACAAGUGUUCAAUACUUCUUUUAAAGCUAAUGGUGUAUCCAGCGGGUCAACACAUAUAUUUGUAUGGAGUGAAGAAAGUCCAAGAGAUCUACCGUCUUCAAUGCCUUUCGUUAUCGACCUUUCCGACAAUACAUUUAAGUUUUUAGAAAGGCUUCUCAGAUUAGCAGUAGAGCAAAGCAGCUCGUGUCCAAUGAAAGAUAACGAAUGUUUAGCAAUAGCCUGUUUGAAUCUGCUAAGACUUCAGGUGCAUGCAUGGCAGUGCUCGCGUGGUGUCGACAGCGGUGGGACGGCGGAGGGUGCGGAAGCGACGUGGUGCGCGGGCGUGCACUCGGCGCUGGUGGCGUUGGUGGAGGGACGCGCAGGCGCGGGCGCGGCGGCUGCGGCGAGGCGCGCGCUCGCCGCCGCCUGGCCGCUGCUGCUGCCCACGCCGCACGUGCGCGCUAAUCACCUCAUCACUUUGCUACCACAAGGUUCCGUGCCCGCGAGUACUGGCGCGCGGUUCAUGACCGAGCUCCUGGUGUGGUCGCUGCUCGGCGGCGGCGGGCUGCGGGACGCACUACGUAACGCAUUGCAAUCGCACGCGACGGACGCUUACAAUCAUUUACUAUUAGAUGCUGAUUACGAUCAAGUUGACAUAAUCACGGGCCAAAGGGGUCCUCCACCUAUGAAAUCUGGUGAUGAAACUGAUUUGGAUGUGGUUUCAGCCUACACCGAAGAGUAUCAGUUAAGUAACGCUACAACGACGGACAAGGGAGCUUCUGUACCUCUCAUGCAUCUGGUGAAACAUUUGAUUCAAAACACGAGCUGUCAAACACAAAUGCACAUAAAUGCAAUAAUCCACGGCGACACAAGCAAAACCGACGACCCUAAGGGACAGGACACCGUAAGCCCAAGCUGUGAUCUUCUGACGCGUUUCCAAAGGUUACUAUUCUGCGAGGCGAUGUGGUGUCGCGGCGGGCGCAGCACGCGCACCGGCAUGCGCGCACUGCUCGCGCACUACGCGCAACUGCUCGCCGACCACGUGCACUCCACGCUCGGCGCCUUCUGCCGCGCGCUGCACCGGGCGGACGACGCGCAGCUCGUGACGCUCUGUGAUCUUAUAGCUACGGAUAUUGUUGGUCGUGUAAUAAGCGAGCUGAGCGCGUGGGUGUGCGCGUGCUCGGCGCGGUCCCCGAACGCGCUGGCGGAGUGCACGACCGCGCUGGUGCGCGUGGCGCGCGCCUGCGACGCAGCACGCGCGCUGCCUUCCGCCGCCCGGCUCGACGCGGACAUGCUGGGCUGGCCUGGACUCGUCUCCAAACGGAACCAACUGAACAACACUGUCAUACGCAAAUGCGAUCUUCAAAAUCAUACAAAAGAAGGCGGUUCCUGGAUUAUAAUAGCUGGUUACGUUUUUGACGUCGAACAUUUCGAGUGUGACGACGCGACAACCACGGAGCUGGUGCGCAAAAUGCGAGGCUGUGACGCGACGGUCGCUCUGAGCGUGGCGCCGCACGCCGCGUACAUGUCGCAGCUCACCGAGAAGUGCGUCGGGAUGUACGCCGAUCAGAUAUAUAGCCACAAGUGUAAAGAGAGUAUAUCUAGUCUACGUGCGUACCACAUAUUGUCAUCAAGCGCGUUCCAAUUGGCGUUAGGGUUGUCGCAAUGUGGCACCCGACUUGCGCGCUCACUCCCUGUGCAACAAGCGGAGAAAGACGCCGCGCCCUACGCAGCUGCUGUGUUCUUACGAGGGGGAUUACAGGAGACACAAUUAACGAACCCAUUCGAGGAGGAGAAGGCCGAGGCUCGCAGCGGGUCCUCGACAGGCGGUAACAGUCCUGCGAGCGAGGCUCCGCUGCAGCCGUCGCGUGCAACCCGCGCCCCUCGCGCGCCGCCCCGACACGCCACCGCGCAUGCGCGUGCCGAUGCGCUGCUGCACGCGCUCGCAGAGCCAACUGUUUGUUUUUAGGAUCCCCUAGCGUUGCAUUUGUGGUGGGCAUGCGAGCGACGUGAGGGAUGCGCCCCUCACUUUCCACCGGAGCAUCCUCUAGAAGAACUGAGAAGGGCGUUACUAGCAGCUCUAUUGUAUCACGCGGGGUUGAAGGAACACGCCCUAGCCACCGCCACUGCUGAGAUGCAAAAGGGUGAAGUGAAGUUAUCUCCUGCGAUGUCUGAGAUCGUCAAAGCAGUUCAACAAAGCAAGUGGACAUUGAUGAGAACCAGGCAGCAACUCUCUCGUGGUUAUAAAGAGGUAUGCGCAGCGCCGCUAGAACGUGCCAGGUUCCUUUUACACGAAGUCCGAGCGGCGAUUUCUCCGGCAGUGUCUGCGUUACGGACGCGUCCACCGUCCCGCCGCCCUCCCACCGCAAAGAAGAUAUUCCAAAAAGUCAUGCGGGUUUCCAAGACGCCUAGCUUUAAUAAAUGUUUCGAAACGACCAAAGACUUACGCAACAGGCAAAACAGUCUCAGCAAAAGCAUGCUCAAAGCGACAGGAAGCCUUCUGCAGGGUGAUGCGCUUCUUAUCAAGUCAUCCAUCGCCAAUACAUCCAGCAAGACACCGGAAGACAUCACGCCCAGUAUUGUGAUCGAACCAUCUAGAGGACAGAUAGAUGGCUCCGGCGACCCCAGAGAGCUGCAGAUUAAACUGAAACUGAAAACCAAAGAUAAACCGUUAGACAAAGACUUAAAAAACGCUUCGAAUUAUGACGACAUGCGGAACGAAGGGCGCGCAGAGAGAGUUAUGGAAAGGGAUGAUAUAGACAAGGAGAAUGACGAUAAAACUCCUACGAACGAGAUAUCGAUUAGCUCGAUAAACGAUAUGACUGACAACUCGAUAUUGAAAGAAUCGAUGGAGAGUGAGAAACAAGUGAUUCUGUUAGCGGAUGAUUUGAAGAAUGAUCUCAUUAUGGCGGACGAGGAGAAAGACGAUGACAAUUCCGAAAGAAAUAAGUUUGUCAACGCUUGGGUGUCGCGACUUGCGUGUGAGGAAAAAGACUUAUAUUGGCUGCUUGAAGAAGUGACUCAGGAGCAGCAAGGCCUGACAAUAGCUAUAAUUGACUUUGUCAUGACUGAAGAACCCUGUGAUAUUGAUAUUUUAAGAAGAGCCUUGUAUUGUCAGGUGCAAAGAGUAGAAAUAAGAAAGAACGGAUACAGCAUGAUAAACUGUAUACUACAUUCAUCGCAAACAAUGUCAGAGAGCAUAAAGUAUGCUGCCCUGGUCGGUAUGCUCGGAGCUUCCAUGGCGGAAUCCGUUCCACAAGUACCUCUUAAACCUACAAUACCAUUAACGUUACCUCUAAAGGGCAUUGAGUCAGUGUUACCCUACUCCAAAUAUAUGGUGCUUCUAGAAAGAUCGCAGUUGAUGGAAUUUGUUCUAAUCGAGUUGAAAGCGAGAGUCGCUGAAGGGGAGCAGCAUCAACCGCUGCCAUCGAAGAUGAGUGCUAACUAUGGUGCGCAUGCGUUGCUGAAUAGACCUUCUAGAGCGAGGUUCCUGAUAACUUUGCUGUCUCUGUUAGUGGAAGGAAGUCAAGGCCCUGAGCUAGAGCAGCUAAUAAAUGGCGGAGCAUUGAGUACUUGUUUAACACUGUUGAAGCAAAUAGGUGGUGAUACGUCACAGUACUCAUCUUUAAUCUGCAGUGGAUUAAAGUCCAAACCGGAGUGCCUUAUCAUUUAUGAGGACGAGCGACUCGGAGCGCGCGCUCGAGGAGCUUCAUUGUCCGGUCCUGAACUGGCUUCUUUAAUGAAGAUUGGAACACGUGUGGUUAGGGGAAAGGAUUGGAAGUGGGGGGAUCAGGAUGGAGUACCGGGCGGAGAAGGUCGCGUGAUCGGUGAACUAGGAGAAGACGGAUGGGUUCGUGUAGCGUGGGACGCGGGCGGGACCAACUCAUACCGCAUGGGGAAGGAGGGGAAAUAUGACCUCAAAUUGGCACGCUCUCCGUCUCCACCACCUUCUGUUGACGAAACAGUGCAGGGUCCUGCGGAUAUAUGCAUCGAGGGCUGGCCAGUGAACGAAGUGCGCGCGGCGUGCACGUGCGCUAUCCGCGCGCUGUGUGCGGGCGCGGGCGGCGCGGGGGGCGCGGGUGGUGCGCUCACGUUCGCGAACGUGGCGAGUGCGACGGGCUCAGUGGCACGACGCAACGUCGCCGCGCUGCAGCGUCGCCUGCUGGCAUUGGCGCAUGCGCUCUCAACGCCGCCGCCUACCGCAUUUUCCGCCAACUAUCACACUGCUCUCGCUUUGCUUAGAGCGAGCGCCCAGAGCCCUGAGAUGCGAAUAUCGCUCUGUACAGACUCGUGGUUCGAACUUUGCUACAGUAUUAUAUCUGCUACGGAAAAACCAGUCACUCAAGAUCUCAUUUAUUUGCAAAUUCAGUCACUAUGGUUACUUCGCCGUGUUCUCGUAGAACACAGUGGCCAUGUGGAGUGGCGAAGGACGGUGGGUGCGCAACUCCUAGCGUUGAUCGGACGUUUGUGGCUCGAGACGCAUCCGUGGGACCCGGCGCUGCGGCCGCAUCACAAUGUGCUCACACCCGGUACUGACGAAGAGGAAAUCGACAACAGGUGGCGCGCGCCGGCGACGGCGAGCUACACGGGCGCGACGUGCGGCGCGCUGGUGCAGCUGGUGCGGCAGCUGCACGCCGCGCCGCAGUGGCACGCGCCCAUCACCGCGCUGCUGCUCGACAAGCUGCAGCUGGCGGCGCAGCUGGUUACGAGCGACUGGCACUGGUGGCCGCACACAAGUCAGGAUAUAACACAGACGAUAAAACCAUCUCCACCCUCGUUGGAGACUUGUCUUAUAGCUGGUGCUUUGGGAGUGGUGGGUGGUGUAGAGUGGCGCAUAAGAAUUGGUCAGAAAGUAACCGCCGGCUCACCGCCGCGGAACGCGAUCGUCACUCAGUUGUCACCGAGAGCUAAAAUAACGCUAGUACACGAAGACGGCACAACUACAAAGACUGAGCUAAGCGGCAUACAAAGCGCGGAAUGCGAGCGUCUCGCGCAGCCGCUGGGCGGCGGCGAGAGCGCGCUGCGAGUGUGCGCCGCGCUGCUCGGCGCCGGCCCGCACGCCUCGCCCAUGCACCCGCACCACUUACCCGCUGAAAUCGAUGUGUAUGGACUUAGGAAACAACAGAUGGAAUUGUUAACCCUGUGCGCUGUGCGUGGACUGCUGACAACUAGAACACGAUUGAGAAAAGUGCUGUUGCAACCUCCGGAUGGUACAGCCACUACCGACAGGGCAGCGACGUGUUUAGGCACAGAAGGGACGUUGUUCCGUCGGUUAUUAGCUCUAGCCACGCGACCAAGCCCGCUCUCCGCUUCACACAGUCCUAAAGAACUCGCCGCAGCGGCCCUCACUAUUGUACAGCAAUUGGCCGGACAUGUUAAUGGCGAUGAAAAAGAACAUGAGUCUCCACCCGACAUACCAAUAUGCAUAGACAAAAGCAAUGUCAUGCAGAUGUCUAUGGGACCAUCGACAAGCACAGCUUCUUUGUCUCGAAAAGACCUCAAUACGUGGGCGAAUUCUUCACAAGUACAACAGGUUAUUGAGAUGGGUUUUUCCAGGCACGCUGUGUAUGGAGCUAUACAAGCGUUGGGUGGUACCAGUCUGCCGUCCGUGGAAUCUCUAGUCGCAUAUUUAUUAGAACUACCUCAGCAAGGCAUGGACGACACCGUGUACGAGAUAAAACCUCACUCUUCUAAGCAAGAGAAGAAGCAGACUCCGUACCGUUGGCGCAGCUGUUUCGCGUCCGAAGACGAAUACGCGCAGUAUUUAUCAGAGGUCAUCAGCCCCGGGAUGACUGUACGGUGUUGCAAGGCUUAUGAGGGCGUGGCGCUAGGCGAUGUUGGUCAAGUGCAAAAGAUAGAACGAGAUAUCAAACAGAAUGUAUUUUUACACGUGGAGUGGCGCGGGCUGGGUCGCGUGGCGGGCGUGCGCGCCGUGCACGCGGAGGUGGUGUCGGGCGCGCCGCCCUUCGCGCCCGGAGACCGCGUGCGCGUGCGCGCCGCAGUCACACAGCCGCGAUACAAGUGGGGCUGCAUCGACCAUACCAGCGUCGGCACCGUCACUGCGAUUUCAAGCAAUGGACGCGACUUGACAGUAGAUUUCCCACAACAACCUGGUUGGACUGGGCAAGUUAGCGAAAUGGAACUAGUCACUGAUCAAUCCGAAUGGGGAGAGAGUGCCGGUGGGACAGUGGUAGGAUGGCGAGGUGCGGUGCGCGCUGUUCGUGUGUCCUCAUGUCGACCUGGUGCUGGCGCCAGGCGCUUGUUGGACUCGCAGCCGCAUACUUAUUGGCAAAGUGCUAGUGGCUCUGGACAGCAUUGGAUUCGGCUGGAGAUGCGCAGCGGCGUGCGCGUGCGGCGGCUCGGACUAGGCGUGGCGGGCGGCGCGCACGCGGCGGGCACGCUGUCGGUGCGCGCGGGCGCCGGCUUCGAUGACGCCGCACUGGCGCCGCUCGCCGCCGCGCCCGCCGCUCCCGCUGCGCCGCACGCCCGAGACCGCCCGCCAGCGCAUCUCGCGCAGAUACAUUUGCUCGCUGAUUGCAAACAGUACUAUCCAUGCAUAGAGAUCAGCAUAAAACAAAACCGUAACGUGAACGCGGACUGCCGUGUCCACGGUUUAUACAUAACUGGUUUUAGACCAAACCCGCUAUACACAGAAGUUUUACAGAGUAUGAACUUUGUCGCCGAAGAUUGGAUGGAGAAAGAUAAUGCAACGGGUUCAGUAGCCACUGAAAAUAAUCCUCCGACGUUACCUACUGAUUGCCCCAAAGUGUAUGUAUGGGGUUUGAACGACAAGGAUCAACUAGGCGGUGUGAAAGGCUCUAAAGUUAAGGUGCCGGUAUUCUCUCCCGGUCUCAGCUCACUACGACCUGUACACAUAGCCGGUGGCUCCAAAACAUUAUUCAUAGUCUCCCAUGACGGAAAACUUUAUGCCUGCGGUGAGGGCACCAACGGUCGGCUAGGCCUCGGUCACAGCAACAACGUGUCGACGCCGCGUGCCAACCCAUACCUCUCGCAUGUGCUCGUGCGCCGCGUCGCCGUGCACUCUGGCGGGAAGCAUGCGCUUGCGCUCACCGCUGAUGGGAAGGUUUACUCAUGGGGUGAAGGUGAAGAUGGUAAACUGGGCCACGGUAAUCGAAUAACGCUAGAAAUGCCGCGGCUCAUAGAGGCUUUGUCUGGCGAGCGCGUCGUGGGCAUAGCGUGCGGGUCUGCGCACAGCGCGUGCGUCACUGCGCGCGGACACCUCUACACCUGGGGGCUCGGCGAGUACGGCAGGCUCGGACACGGAGAUGAUACCACGCAGCUGGCUCCGAAAAUGGUAGAAGCGUUGAGCAGUUUUCGAGUUAUACAAGUUGCGUGCGGAUCCCGAGACGCACAGACGUUGGCUUUAACAGCAUGUGGGAAGGUGUUUUCUUGGGGCGACGGGGAUUUCGGAAAAUUAGGUCGCGGUGGAUCCGACGGGUGUGCGGUGCCGAUGAAUAUAGAGAGAUUGAAUACUCUUGGAGUUAUCCAAGUAGAAUGUGGUGCCCAAUUUAGUCUAGCUUUGACGAGAGAUGGAGAGGUUUGGACAUGGGGCAAAGGUGACUAUUUCCGUCUAGGCCAUGGUUGUGACGCCCACGUCCGACGCCCGACUAUUGUGGAAGCGUUGCGGGGACGUCGCGUCAUACAUGUUGCUGUGGGCGCGUUACACUGCCUUGCUGUCACGAGUGAAAACCAGGUAUGGGCGUGGGGCGACAACGACCACGGCCAGCAAGGAAACGGCACGACGUGCGUGAACCGGCGGCCGGCGCUGGUGGCCGGCGUGGAGGGCGUGCAGCGCGCCGCGGCCGGCUCCUCGCACUCCGCCGCCUGGGCGCUGCGCCCGCCCGCGCUGCCGCCCGGCGCCGCCGCGCCCGCCGCCUCGCCGCUGCCCUUCCCCACGCUCAAGGACCCGCUGGGAGCGCAGAGCUUGGGUUUAUAUUCAGAAGAGACUACAGUAGAAGAACCUCAAAGUCCCAGGCCAUCGUUAGCCGCUGCGACUCUGUCUCUAGAGCCACCUGUAGCGGUCCAACAUGCGCUGUCAUUGAUUCUGCUGGCGCUACACAUUUCGCAAGCCCGCAGCUUAUUAGUGGAGGCUCUUCGUGCUCACGAAGUGUGUUCUGCUGCUGCGCCCGUGUCUGCCGGUAUCGACACUGAGGACGAAGAUGGCGAAGGCGACGCCCGUACUGGAGGAGGAGAAGCACCGGCAGAUAGAGCUACUUUACCUAGUGGAGCGAGUAGUCCGCUCAGUGGUUCGAUAUCGUCCCGACACUCUGCGGUCAUGUCGUCGAGUGCAGUGUCCGUGGCGGCCGCUACUAUGACCGUACAACAAGCGGAAGCUCCCAAGUUGGUUUUAGAUGACUUCACGUCGCAACUCGGCGAGUCGGAUGCCAGAGCAUUGGUAGAUCUGCUUAAAUUAGCUGCUGCGGGAAGAAUUCCAGAUGCAAACAAUGCUGUCAAAAUUAUCACUGAUGUUUUAAUGGCUCUCUGCGCGAGUAAGCCUGCUGUGGCGGACAUGGUGGUGGAGGUGUGCGUGUGUGAGCUCGAGGAGGCGGCGGCGGGCGGGGGGCGCGCGCCGCCGCAGCCCGUCACCGUCGACAGCCCACAUCCUUAUGCCGAUGAUACCGACAUCUCGGGUGUGGUAAAGAUCCCCGGUGCUUCGUCCCUGCGCGUGGUGUUCGAACAAGGCUGCUCGACGGAGCGGCGCAACGACCCGCUGACGAUAUCGGACAGCACGGGCCGCGUGCUCGCCACGCGCUCGGGACGCGAGCCCUCUGAUUGGGCACAGGAGAUCAUUGUCAAUGGUGACGAAUUGCGUUGGCGGUUUACGAGCGAUGGUUCAGUUAAUGGUUGGGGUUGGAGGUUCACUGCUCACCCCGUAAUGCAAUCACACGCUGUUUCUGAUAAUGGCUCCGACCGCUACGUCUUAUCGUGUCCCUCGGUAGAACUCGCGUGGCGUCUACUAGACGGGCCGCUGCUGACAGCUAUAUCGAACGAUCACCAACUGGCGCCGCGGUUGGCUCAAGCAUUGGCCAUAUGCGCACAGAUGCCCACUUUGUCGUGGCGCGCUCGCGUGUGGUGCGUGCGGCGCCUGCGCGGCGUGGUGGUGGGGGCGGCGGGCGCGGCGGGCACGGGCACGCCGCCUGCGCUUGCGCAUCUGCCGCAGCUGCUGCACGCGCAGUAUGACCACGAGGAACCCGCGCUGCGCACCGGAACGCAUCUACUGCAUACACACUACCUGAAGGAAUUAGCAUGGCUAGCAUGUGGUCUACGAUUAGACACUCGUCUAUGUAACGGUACGGACGCCGCGCGCUGGGCGUGGUUCAAGCGUUACUGUCUGUGCGUGCGCUCCGCUGAAGCUCUCAUACGUCGAGUACCUAUGCCGGUUCCAUUCUUAGCAGAUGUUAGGAAAAGGCUUACGGAUUUGGGAGUGUACAACAAUGAAGAGACGGGAAGUGACGCACAGUACCCCUGGGAGGACAACACCAAGUUCACUAAGCAGCACGAUGAACAGUUGUUGCAUUGGGUUAACAAACGGCCAGAGGAUUGGUGCGGGUGGUGGGGCAGUAGCUCGCGCGGGUGCGCGGUGUACGGCUGGGGACACAACCACCGCGGCCAGCUCGGCGGCGUGGAGGGCGCGAAGGUGCGCACGCCGACUCCCUGCCACGCGCUGGCCACGCUCAACCCCGUGCAACUGGUGGGCGGUGAACAGACUCUGUUCGCAGUCACGCCUGAUGGGAAGGUGUUUGCUACCGGUUACGGCGCAGGAGGUCGCCUGGGCAUAGGCGGCAUCGACUCUGUCUCUCAACCUACAUUGUUGGCAUCCAUUCAACACGUGUUUAUAACGAAGGUGGCUUGCAAUUCAGGCGGUAAACACUGUUUGGCGCUCUCCGUCGACGGAGAUGUGUACAGCUGGGGCGAAGGCGAGGACGGCAAGCUCGGUCAUGGUAAUCGAGUGAGUUACGAUCGUCCGAAGCUUAUAACAGCACUGUCGGGGCUGGAAGUGGUAGCUAUAGCGUGCGGCGGCGCUCACUCGGCGUGUCUCACCGCGCGCGGGCGCAUCUACACGUGGGGGAAGGGCAGGUACGGGAGGCUUGGCCAUGGAGACUCUGAGGACCAACUGGUGCCUAAACUGGUGGAAGCUUUGACCACGUAUCGUGUGAUUGACGUGGCGUGCGGGUCGGGCGACGCGCAAACGCUCUGCAUCACCGACGACGACAACGUCUGGUCAUGGGGAGACGGCGACUAUGGGAAACUGGGUCGAGGUGGAUCAGAAGGCUGCAAGCUGCCGAUGAGGAUCGAUUGCUUAAAAGGGUUACGCGUUAUCAAGGUGGAAUGUGGAUCGCAAUUCUCUGUCGCUUUAUGUCAAUGCGGGAGCGUUUACACUUGGGGUAAAGGUGACUAUCAUAGACUAGGUCAUGGCAGCUAUGAACAUGUAAGACGUCCUAUGCGAGUCACGGGAAUGCAAGGAAAGAUGAUUGUUUCGAUUGCAACGGGAAGUCUUCAUUGCGUCGCAUGUACUGAUACAGGCGAGGUAUACACAUGGGGUGACAAUGACGAAGGACAAUUGGGUGAUGGCACUACACUAGCUGCGCAGAGACCAAGGCUUCUUUUAGCUUUACAGGGCAAGCGCGUGACGAAGGUGGCGUGCGGCAGCGCGCACACCGUGGCGCUGUGCGUGGAGGCGCCGCGCGCGCCGCGCCCGCCGCCCGCGCCGCCGCUCGAGUGCCAUCUGCUGCGGGACCUCACGCCGCAACUCAUCUGCAAUAGACUGGUGCUGUUACAUCAGUUUUCCGAACUUAUUUGCCCCAAUCUUCCGUUACUGAUUCUCGAUGGACCAUUGGAUCAGUUGAGGACGCUUUUAUUCUACAGUGUGAAAGAAGCCGCAUUUAGAAAAGCGGUAAUGGCGACGAUGGUCCGCGAGCGGCAGCACGGGCCCGUGGUGGAGCUGUCGCGCGUGGCGGCGCGGCGGUCGCGGCGCGGCGGCGCGGGGCUGGCGGGCCCGGCCGGCAUGCGCUCCGUGUUCGGGCAGAUGGUGGCGCGCCUGCCCACGCUCACGCAGGACGCGCUCGCUCUGCCGCACCGAGUGUGGAAGGUCAAGUUCGUUGGCGAGAGCGUGGACGACUGCGGCGGUGGUUACAGCGAGAGUAUAGCGGAGAUGUGCGAAGAGCUGCAGAACGGAUCCUUGCCUCUACUCAUGGCGACGCCCAACGGACGAGGCGACGCCGGCGCAUCUCGCGACGCGUUCCUCCUCAACCCAACUGCCAACACACCGCUGCAUCUGAACUGUUUCAGAUUCCUCGGUGUAUUAAUGGGCAUCGCGAUCCGUACCGGGUCUCCUCUCUCACUGUCGUUGGCUGAGGGCGUGUGGCGUCAGUUAGCCGGACAACCUCUCAGACCACAAGACUUGGCUGAAGUAGAUAAAGAUUUCCUACCGGCGUUGCUGUGCAUUCGUGAUAUGACGCCUCACAAUAAGGAACUGCAGAACCUAGAGCUUCCAUUCUCCAUUCCGUCAGCCGCCGGCCAUGAAGUCCCUCUCUCUACUCGGCAUAAGAGAGUGACUCCAGAUAACAAGGAUGAAUAUGUGCAAUUAGCUCUCCACUACAGACUGCACGAGUUCGACGAGCAAGUGCGUGCGGUGCGCGACGGCAUGUCGCGCGUCAUCCCCGCGCCGCUGCUCGCGCUGUUCAACGCCGCCGAGCUCGAGGCGCUCGUGUGCGGCUCGCCCGACAUACCCGUGCACACGCUGCGCGCCUCCGCCACUUACAAAGGAAUUGAACCAAACGCUCCCCUGGUGCAAUGGUUCUGGGAAGUGAUGGAGGAGCUGUCGGGCAGCGAGCGCGCGCUGUUCCUGCGCUUCGUGUGGGGUCGCACGCGUCUUCCGCGCGCCCCGCAGGAUCCCAGGCAGAGGGACUUUGUCCUACAGGUUCUGGACAAGUACCAGCCUCCAGACCACUUCUUGCCGGAGAGUUACACAUGCUUUUUCCUUUUGAAGAUGCCACGGUACUCGUGCAAGACGGUGUUACGAGAGAAAUUGAGGUACGCGAUUCACUUCUGCAAGAGCAUAGACACGGACGAGUACGCGCGCGUGGCCCUAAGCGCUGCGGAGCGCGUGUCGUCCGAGGAAUCGGACUCGGACGGCGACGCCGCACCCGCGCCGCCCGCGCAUGCGCACCCGCCGCCGCUCUACUCGCUCACCAGGGCGCCCACUUGGUUGUAAACACUACCACAUACCAUGCUAAAUAUAACAUUUAUUUUCAGACAGAAUAUUUCAUCCGAUUUUUGUUAUUUUAAGACAGUAUUAUGUCGAUAAAAUUGCACAUUCGGAUUUUACGGACCAAUUUUAUUUGUACGUCAGGUUUUAUCAGUUAUUUCUCGAAAUUGUUUACAAAUGGAAACAAGUCACUAGCUGUAGCGUCGAUACUUCGCUUAAUAAUGGAGUUUGCGAUAUGUCGUUAGAAUUGUAUUUUAUUAUAAUAUUCGAAUUGAUCCGCAAUAAAAAUAAUUCGAAUACUCUCAUUAUGUACUCAUUGUAAUAUUGAAUGAUAUUUAUUCUUACUAAUAAUGUAUCGGUAUUUGUUGAUUCGGAACGGGUUUUAGGAGAUAGAACUUCCUUAUAUUGUUCUGUCAAUAUAAGUUAAUGUUACUGGUAAAGGUAAAGCUUGAAUUCAAUUAUAGCAUUCCAUCCAUAGCGCUAGACAUUUUGCUCGAACAAUUUUAUAUUAUAAAUCUUAAGUAUACUGUCGGUGUUUGAUGUUUCUCGAUUAAGACACAUACAACGAGGCGAUACUGCCACAUUCCACUAAUGAUCGCAAAUGUAAUGAAUUGCAUGAUUGCUUAAUUUGAAUACGAGUACCAUUUUCCAUAAAAUUUUAUUACAAAUUAUUUUACAUACAUUGGAAAAGUUAUGAAAAUAACUGCAAGAAUCAGGAUAAAAAAGGAUCAAAUAUGUUACUAUUUAUUUUUAUCUAUUUCGUUUUCGUUUUCUCGAGUAAAUCUUUUUUACUCUUCUUGAAACCUAUUUUUAUCUAUUAAUAAGAUAAUUAUUUAGAUUUCAAUUUUAUAUUAUUAAUUUCAUUAUUUCUACCUUUCUACCUUUGUCUUGUUUGUACCUUUGUGCUAUGGAUGUAAGGUAAUUUAGACUUGAGGCUUGCGUUUUCAGCUGUGAUGUAACUAAGCAUACUAUGAACGAGUGGAGAUACAGUAGGAGCUAGUCAUUGUUGCACGUUAUGUAGACUCUUAUACGUAUUUAUUCAUAACUCAUAAACUUCGUAUAUUGAAUACUUGCUUAUUUUUAUACUCGAGCGAACUAAGCCGUGAUCUGGAACUAUAUUAUUUAGAGUUGUGAAGUUUUAGUGCGACAGUCCUUCAAUAAAAUCAAUUAGAACUUAAAUCCUAUAGUUAUUAACUUUAGCUAGUAUUAACGUCUCAGUAUCCUAUUCUUCAGACAGUGAUGGUGCAAACGUGCAACUCUUAAUCAUAUCAUGUAUUUUAUUAAAGGACUGUCGAGAUAAGUGCAUUGAUUUAAAAACCCAAGAUACAAAUUUUAAAGCACUUGUAGUACAAGACUUAUGGCUUAAAUACUUUGUGAAGUUAUAGUCUAGGAAGUUGCAAUUAUAAUAAUUGAUUUUUUAAAUAUGCGACUUUAAAAUUGUAUAGUAACAGUGAUCCAAAUAGACACAGUUUAUGGUGCAUUUUUCGAGUUGCUAAAUAAUUGAUCUUGGGUUUUAUGAAUAUCAAUGUUUAAGUGCUAUUUAUUAUGUAUCAGAUGUAUGCCAUGUGUUACUUUUUAUAACGAAAAUACGUUAAAGAUCUUGAGUUGUGACAUAAAAGAGUGAAACAAGUGGUUAUUCAUUUACGAAAACGCUCACGUAGUAUUCUAAAGAUUUAAAUGAGUCAUAGUUCUGACAUUACUGACCACUAGUAUAAACUUGAUCAUCCGUCCACCAAAUAGGGGCCAGGGUGGAGGCGGCUCUAAAUUCCAUCUCUCUAGGCUAUAUACACAGCUCAAUAUUAUACGUCAUUCGUACAAAGCUCAUCGAGAAAUGUCAUGGAUGUUGAUUAUUCAUUUAUUUCACCGAGUUUCACGUAAAUCGAUAUAGGACCGUAUUAUCAAGGAUAUAAGUCAGAGGGCAAUCAAAGUAUUAAAAUUAUUACUAGUGCAUUCAUCUAUAUUAUGUUAACACAGGAUGAGCGUUAGGUAUAUUUUCAAACUUGUCAGUCUUCUGCCAGUCAGAUACGUGAGCAAUGCAUAGUAAUGUAAUACUAGUAUUUUCGUUACAAAAAUACAUUCGGUAGGAAGUAAGUAUUUAUUGAUGCAUAAUAGUAUUUACAUUAUUCUAUGAUUAUAUUUUCACGCUAUAGUCGCUUUGCUAGUAUUACUAGUGUAUGGCAUUUGGUGCUAGUGCUUUCACGAUUAUAAUACGUUUUUGUUCUGAGGUGAAUUAGAAUGCACAAACAAAUUCCCAUUAUUUAUGUAUCAAUAAUUCUCUUUUGUUCAUAUUAGUAAAAUUCAUACUCUACCUUUGUGACUGACUUGACACAAUCUUAAUAUUUUGAUCAUUGUAUUAUGUACCAGUGUUUCUAUUAAAAUUAUUUCCAUGUGUGAUGAUAUUUCAUCUACACGGUUAUUAGCUGUAAUUGAAUAUGAUUUAUUGUGUUGUAUUUAUAUCCAUUAUUUAAUUUGUAUCAAGGCUAUGUCAAUAAAAUAUCUGAAUUAAUUUUCAUGUCAUAUUGACUAUGUAGAAAUAUUAUCUUCCAUUUUUUUGGAAACAUGACUUAUUCCUAUUAACAAAGUAUACAACCAAAAUCAGCACAUUUUUAUAAUUUUCAAUUAAUAGAUAUUAUUGUUGAUAUUACACCAAAGUGUUUAUUUUAAGAUAAAAAGUUUUCAUUUUUUCUGUGUAAAAGAUCUGAAUGAUGUAAACCUAUUAUUUAUUUGAUCUGUCCAUUUAAAAUGUUUAUCAUUUAUAAGUAUAUAAUUCUGAAUAAAAGUAUUUAUU